Messenger RNA from Paramuricea clavata, 3862 nucleotides. The record is from the annotation of a GenBank genome assembly. NCBI's taxonomy places the organism in Eukaryota, Metazoa, Cnidaria, Anthozoa, Malacalcyonacea, Plexauridae.
AUGAGAGAAAAACCUGUGCCUGUGCGAGUUGGCAAGGAUUUGCAGCCUUCGGAAACUUUAAUGGACGUCACGAAAGAAGAAAUAAACUUUGAAAAAGAAACUAGCGAAAACGCUAGCGAAGAUACUAUUUCGAAAGAACUACCGUCAAUGGUCUCAGUUAUAGCAUUGAACAACACAAACGAGUCUCCCUCGAAGUAUACCACCCGUUUAUACCAGACGGCCACAGAGUAUCGACCAAGUUUGGAUAUUCCAGGCGAAUUUGAGUUUUUGAACAGCGCCUCGGUUUCGGAAAGUCAAAAACAAGCAGUCAAGUUUGGCGUACGCGUUUUUCGAGGUACGUUUAUAGCCCGUUUUCUCUCAUUAUUACACGUUGUUAUGUGGUUUAAAUAUAAAUAUGAACCAGCAAAGGCUAGCAAGGGAGCUUUACAAACAUAUGAGCUCAAAAACUCCCAUUUCUUAACUCUUUAUAAGUCAUUUUUAGAAGUUUCUUUUUCGACUUUGAAAAUUUGUUUUCGCCGGUGGGAAGAGCUCAUGUGACAAAAUUUAUAUCCAUCUUACGCCUGCUUUUAAGAUCAUUAUCAGGAUUACAUGAGAACAUAAUAAUUAUUUUACCAGCCAUGUAUAUAUUGGAUAGUAACGACCGGGCAUUUAAUAUUAAUAUUGUGGGAUUAUUAUACCAAUUUUGUACAUGGCGCGAAAAUAUUUUGUAUUGCAACAUAUAUGACAUUUAUAUUUCUUAAAACGCCGAGGUUUUCUGUAAUAUCCCAAACAAUCCCAAACAUGGGCUAUUAGCUCAAAUUUGAAUCUGAAAUUCCUCUCAGAAACGUUAACAAGGUUUUCACCUUUUAUGAAAAAAAAAGUAUAAAAAAAAGAAAAAGUCCUUCCAGAAAAAAUACAUUACAUUCUGUAGAGUCACGAUCUUCCGGUACUUUCUCUAGAUUGGCUGCACAAGCAGGGAGUGCAAUUCCAGUCCUUAGAAGACAUGUCGCGUUCAGAAAUCGCGAGUUCUCUGGAACAAUUUUACCUGUCCGCCAGACGACCCAACGGAACGCAAUACAAGAAGAAUACAUUGAAAUCAAUCAAACAUUCGCUGGAUCAUUAUCUACGAGCUUCUCCUCUCAAGAAAGAUUUCUCCAUAUCCACAGACUACGAUUUUCGUCAGGUACAGGGUUGUGGACUAGUUCAACGUUUUAAGCCCUGGGCAAACUAGGAAACAUUGUUGUGGAAACAUUUGUGAUUCUCGAUGUUUCCUCAAAUGUUUCCCUGUUUGCCCACCCGUGGGAACAUUGUUGCGGAAACAAAAUUUGCUUCCCGAGAAGCAAAAUGUUUCCCAGCGAAUUCAGAAACAUUUGAUGUUUCCCUAUGUUUCUCACUAAUGUUUCCUAGUAUUUGCCCACUCAUGGAAACAUGGCGAAACAUUGGUAGGAAACAAUGUUUCCGCAACAAUGUUUCCUAGUUUGCCCAAGGCUUUAAGGCGGAUUUCCACUCCUCGCACGAAGCUCCUCGCAGGUCGCUGCGAGUGAUGCACGAGCACUUUCAUCCAAUCACAAUGCUAAACAGUUAAUUUUUAUUAGAUGCAAGCACUCGCAGCGAGUUGCAAGGAGCUUCGUGCGAGGACUGAAAAUCCGCCUUUAGGGUCAGUAUUGCUAGUGUUAUGAUAGGUCGUUCAAGCCGCGUCCAGACGAACACGUUAUCGGUCAUAUAAAUGGCUUGUGAAACGUUUCGAUGAGAAAAUUAAACUUAAAGUUUAUGUGAAACAGCAUGAUUUUGUAUCAGAUAUACAAACUCCUUCACGCUCAUGAUUUCUUUUGUGUUUUCUUCACGAAUUAAUUAUUAACGAGUUUCACAAUUGCAUAAUGAAACUACAUCCCUCAUUUUUUAAAUACAAGAGAAUUAACAUUAUUUUCUCACUCUGCCAACAUCUGCUGCACGACAGUGCUUAUAUCGUGAAACCAUAGUGACCAUAGUCUUUCGAGACAUGGUCUGGAAACACAGUAAACUUCAAAGCGGUUAUAAUGAGCUGUGUGUUUAGGUUGAGCCGUACCUUACACCGUGCACAUUCUUUGUUUUAGGUUUAUUAGCAUUUAAAUAGCAUGGUUGAAUGACUGAACUGAAACGUUGCUAUUGGAUGAUUCGUUCAUUAUACUGAAAUGUAAUGUGUUCACUGACCGUGCACCGUGCACAAAACUGCACAAACUCGAACAAAAUUAAGAUAGAGCAAAGACUUAGCGGAGUUUCCAAACCAUGUUUUGAAAGACUAUGGUGAAACCCAUCCAGGCCAUCCUUAUAACAUCUUUCUUUGCAGGUGAACAAAACUCUGGACAACCUUCCCGAAGACGCCGACCAGAACCGCUUCCCACAAUUCACAAAAGAAAUCAUUCUCAAACUAUACCAGAGCGGUCAACUGGGCCUGACUACAACGGAGGAUGCCAGUAUAGUUAUACAAACGGUCUGGUUCUACGUCGUCGCCUUCUUCUUCACAAAUAUCGACAAGCGUAUGCUGCGGGAGAUCAAGGAAUCGAACCUAAUUUUGGCAAAAGAUGAAGACGGGCGCGAAUAUUAUUGGCUAGACUUCAAGCCACCUCAACGUGUCCGAGGCGAGGUGGAUAAGUCGCGAAUCUACGCGCGACCCGACUCCCUGUGCUGCCCUGUCGCCAUCAUCAAGAAGUACAUGGAACAUCGCAAUCCUCGCAACGAUGUUCUCUUUCAGCAUCCUAAAAAGAUCAGCCAGUAUGUGUGGUAUUCUCCUCUACCUUUGGGAAAGAAUAAACACACGGAUCUCAUGAAAUCAAUGUGUCUGAAUGCCGGAGUGGAUCCUCCAUUGACGGGACGAUGUAUAAGAAGUUACGUCCAACAGUUGUUGCAGGAUUGCGACCAGGCCGUCAACGAGAUGUUCCGACUCGAAGCACCAUCAACAUCAAUUACCAUGCAUGGUGUACUCGUACCAAAGUUUCCCGGGGAUACAGAUCCAUCACUGAUACCACCUUUCAUACUUAGCGUUCCUCGGUUACCACCACCCAUCCUAAGCACCACCGUCUCAUCCGCAAGCACCAUUCAGAGUAACCAUGUCUCCAUACAGCCUCGUACCACCACCAUGACAAGUAACCAUAUUACCAACCACGUUGCCACCAUGCUUGCAAACCAAAAUACCAAUAUCACCAAUAACCACACCACUACUCAAAAUAAUCAUGUUACCACCACACACUAUGGGAGACAUUUGACUAUACAGGGUAACCAUGUCAUAAGCAACCCUCCUGGUGUUACCACAGUUAGCGCUUUCCCAAACAGCUUUGUACUACCAUAUCCAACCAGUUUCUCCACCGUCAACGAUUUUGCAAAGCCAAAGGAAUCGUACAAUGGUAGCCAGAGAAGCACAACAUACUACAGUACGAAAGGAGCAACCUAUGCAUUAAGUAACCAUCAUUUUGACGCCACCUAUAAUGGUAGCCAGACCAGCUCAACACACCAUGGUAUAAAACCACCAUCAGAUGUUACAAGUAAUGGUACCAGUAUGGCCACCAAUCUUCAGUCCACUGUGGAAAAAUCUACCAUAUCUGUAGUACCAUUGCAACAGACAUCCCAAAGCACCCAACAAAGCUUUAACAGCGAAUGUCCAAGUCUUACAACUGAAAUCUCAACUCAAACAGAACCAGCUAACAAACAAUGGUUAGAGUCUGCCUACCACAAAGCGGACUUAAAAACCAGAAACAAAAUGAGACUACAAGCACGAAAGUCGUUGUUGUGUUUCCUAGAAGAGCUCAACGAAAUUUCAGAUGGUCAUGGCACCGAGUUAUUCUACGAAAUUGUCCAAGAAGAUACGAAUAUGUGGAGGUCGAUUGCCAAACCUACUUCUUCAAAAUAA